AUGACGACGUGGGCCGCUGUCAUUGACCGCCAGGUCCUCCUCCGCAACGCUGCAGAAUUUCAACCCAUAGAAUGUCUCCUCGUUGCCCAUCGCACUGCACAGAACCAGUUACUGCGAAUGCAACAGCACCUCAAGGAGUUGGGUCAUGAAAAUGCGAAACUGGAUGAAAAGAACAAGGCUCUCGCACAGCAAGUGCGCAUGCUUGAGUUGGCGGCAGCUGGUGUCAUUAAUCGAACGGCUCGCGAAGAGGAGCUGGAGGCAAAGAUCGCCCAACUGGAGAAGAAGGAAAGCGCUGCGCAGCAGAUGCUGGACGAGAAUAGCCAAUUCGAGGCCCAGAGGCUUUCAGAGGAAAACAAGAGUCUGCGGCAGGACCUGGCACGUCUGAAGGAGCAGGAGACACAGCAAGAAGACGUGCUUCGGAUGAUGAAGAAUGAGUACGCAGCACUCAAGCAGGAAAAUGACCUGGUGCGGCCCAAGCUGGUCACACUCAUGGGCGAGCGUGACCGCUACGUCAAGGAUCUGCUGGCGACCAAGGAUACCAUUGCGAAAAUGCAGGAUAAAAUUCUGGAGUAUGAGGACGAGUUGAAUAGAAUGCGCAAGGAACGGCGCAUCAGCAGCGGUAGCGGUGGUGUAGAGGAGACGGCGAGCGCCGAAUGGCAGAUCGCUGCAACGUCGCGAGCGAAGUCCAAUAAGACGCCCGUAGCCAGGCACCGAGAUGUGUCCAGUAGCGCUGAUGUUUUGCCACCAAUGGGGGUCGCGUACACCAUCGACAACGCGCACGGUGAUCGCCUGCUGUACGCGGCAUGUGCGGCCAAUGGGGGGCAGUGGCUUAUUUCCGGUGGCGCAGACCGCAUGAUUCGCCACUGGGAAAGCGGCACUGGUGCGGUGCGGCGCAGCCACUCUAGCUUCAACGUGCCACUAUCUUUGGACAGCACGUCACAUUACCUACUGGCCGGCUGCGCAGAUGGCACGGCGCGGUUUUGGGACACAAACAACCUGCGCACAGUGGAGCUCACAGGACACAGUGAAAAGAUUGUGGCCGCGUGCCUCUCCCAGUCUGCGCACAGUGCCUUCACCGCGAGCUCGGACCGUACAAUAAAGCUGUGGGACGUCCGAAGCAGCGCGAUGCAACGUACAAUCAUGUGUCCUAGUACCUGCAAUGAUCUGUGUGUUCUUGACACCCUAAUCAUAUCGGCGCACUACAAUGGCAGUAUAUGGGCUUGGGACCGCCGCACGGCCGGACGCAGCACGGAGAUCAAGCAGGCCCACCAGCAGGCCGUUACGUGCAUCCGAAUGGACCACAGCGGUCAGCGCUGUGUUUCGUUGGGGCGUGAUGGCGUCGUGUCGGUGCGGGACCUCCGCGAUAUGAGCCGUGAACUCUUCCGUGUGGAGCACGAGGACAUACGUAUCUCGACAAAUCUCGCGCGACUCGCGCUGAGCCCGGACGGAAAGCUCUGUGCUGUGGGCAAUAUGCGUGGCGCAAUACUUUUUGUCUCACUCGAUGAUGGCAAUAUCCUCCCAGAACGGCUGACAGAGGGGCACCAGAUGGCUGUCCACAGCCUCGUGUGGACUCUGUGCGACACGAUUCCGCUCCUUGCAUCUAUCGGUGACGAUAAGCGCAUAGUCGUUUGGAAGUAA
Messenger RNA from Trypanosoma grayi, 1638 nucleotides. Its product is annotated as Protein tipD. NCBI's taxonomy places the organism in Eukaryota, Euglenozoa, Kinetoplastea, Trypanosomatida, Trypanosomatidae. Gene Ontology annotation, cellular component: autophagosome membrane. Gene Ontology annotation, molecular function: protein binding. The record is from RefSeq and is a predicted model, not a curated record. The coding region runs from base 1 to 1638 and encodes 545 amino acids. Gene Ontology annotation, biological process: autophagosome assembly. The transcript has a single exon.